GUGAGGAGAGGAGAGAGCGGAGCUCCGCCAGCGGACCAGGGAGAGAGAGAGCGUGGUGAGGAAUCCCAGCAGCCCCAGGAGAGCGAGAGCCGGACCGGCUGGACCCCCGGAGGAAGACCCGAGAGAGAACCACGUUGCCACGGGAGAGGCCUCUGUUCAGGGCUGCAGCAUGUUCACUUCAGUGAAGGCCUUCGAGGGGCAGCAGUACUCCACCCUGAAGAGGCAGUGCUUGCAGAGUGGCCUGCUCUUCGAGGACCCCCGCUUCCCCGCCACCGACGACUCGCUCUUUUACCAGGGCAACAGGAUCGGACGUGUGAUCUGGAAGAGGCCUCGGGAGCUGUGUGAAGACCCUCACCUGUUUGUAGAUGGCAUCAGCGCACACGAUUUACAUCAGGGACAGCUGGGGAACUGCUGGUUCGUAGCGGCAUGCUCCAGUCUGGCCUCCAGAGAGUCUCUGUGGCAAAAAGUCAUUCCAGACUGGAAGGAGCAGGAGUGGGAUACAGAGAAGCCAGACUCGUAUGCCGGAAUUUUCCACUUCCGCUUCUGGCGCUUUGGUGAGUGGGUGGACGUGGUGAUUGACGACCGGCUACCAACGGUGGACAACCAGCUGGUCUACUGCCACUCCAACGACAGUAACGAGUUCUGGAGUGCCCUGGUGGAGAAGGCCUAUGCCAAGGUUUAUGGCUGCUACGAGGCUUUGGACGGGGGAAACACCGCAGAUGCACUGGUGGAUUUCACAGGUGGUGUUUCGGAGCCUGUGGACCUGCUGGAGGGUCAGAUGGCAACAGACGAGGUGGCCCGUAACCAGCUGUUUGAAAGAGUUCUCAAAGUCCACAACAGAGACGGUCUCAUCAGCUGCUCCAUCAGGGCGACCACGGUAGAGGAUAUGGAGGCUCGACUGGACUGUGGCCUGGUCAAAGGCCAUGCCUACGCCGUGACAGAUGUACGGAAAGUGCGGCUAGGUCACGGACUGCUGGCCUUCUUCAAAUCAGAGAAGCUGCACAUGAUCCGCAUGAGGAACCCCUGGGGAGAGAAGGAGUGGAGCGGCCCCUGGAGCGACAGUUCGGAGGAGUGGAACAAGGUGAGCAAGAGCGAGAGAGAAAAGCUGGGUGUCACCGUGCAGGACGACGGAGAGUUCUGGAUGACAUUCGACGACUUCUGCCAGUACUUCACUGACCUGAUCCUGUGCCGCCUCAUCAACACCUCCUACCUGAGCAUCCACAAAACCUGGGAGGAGGAGGUGAUGAGAGGCUCCUGGGUCCACCGCCAGGACCCCCUGCGCAACCGGUCCGGUGGCUGCAUCAAUCACAAGGCCACCUUCCUGCAGAAUCCCCAGUAUGUGUUUGAUGUGAAGAAAGUGGAGGACGAGGUGCUGAUUUGCUUACAGCAAAAAGAAAAGAGAGCCACACCCAAAGAGGGCAAAGGGGAAAACCUCGCCAUCGGCUUUGAUAUCCACCGGGUGGAGCUUAACCGUAAGUACCGUAUGCACUCAGCCCAGCAGAAAGUAGCGGGCUCCAUCUACAUCAACUCGCGCUGCGUCUUCCUCAGGAAGGAGCUGAAAGAGGGCCGUUACGUCAUCAUUCCCACCACCUUUGACCCCGGGCAGCAGGGUGACUUCCUGCUCCGUGUCUUCACUGAUGUGCCUUCAGACUGCAAAGAGCUGACUCUGGACGAGCCUCCUCAGACAUGUUGGACAGGGAUGUGUGGCUACCCUCAGCUGGUCACUCAGGUCCAUGUUCUGAAUGCUGAGGGUCUGCAGGGACAGGACUCCAACGGAGAGCUUCACUGCCUCAAUCCCAGUAAGGAAAGACUUCUGAGCAAAGCACGAGCUGUAGAUCCGUACGUGAUCAUCACCUGUGAAGGAGAGAGAGUUCGUUCACCAGUUCAUAAGGACACACGCUGCCCAAACUUUGACAUCAAAGGCCUGUUCUACCGCAAGAAACCCAAGGAUGGCAUCCACAUCGAGAUCUACAACAAGAACAUGAUCGUGGACACCUUCCUGGGUCAGGUGAUCAUGUUCAGCGACCCCAACGAGCGGCAGGAGCAGCACACGCUUCACCUCCGCGACAAGGGCAGCCGCCAGGACAACGACCUCCCGGGCACGCUCACUGUGCGCCUCAUCACCUCGACCACGCUCACCAACAUCUGAUGCGAUCGUUUGUGUGAUUAUGAUGAUCAACACACAAGGUGGCGUUCAAUCGUGCCCGCCGGUCGUGUCCGCCGUUGAUCCUCCAACUAUGGCGGGAGCUCACUGUGUCUUUUUUUCUGCCGCUUGCGCUUUUCUCUUUGUGUCUCUUAUUGUUUCCCCUUUUUUCUUUUGCUUCAUCAUUUAAAUUCUUUGAAGGUUUUUAAAGGCCUUUACCUACAUUUCUGGAUGAGAAAUGUCCACAGACAAUAUUUGGGGUUUGUAUUUAAUAUCUCUGAACACAUUCCUGCCAAAAUCAUCAGUUAUUUAGUGUUUGCUUCAGAAAUGUGUUCUCAAAGUAGGUUUUAUUGCAGCUUUUGUAGCCUGAAUCUCCAUCAACAACUGAGCUACACUUUUAACACAUUUUUCGGAAUAUAAGCUUAAAUUAGUGAAUCGGUCAACCCGAAACUACAAUUUCUUAUUUUCUUUUUCUGCAUAUUGUUAAAUUUAAACACACACACACUCAUACAUGCACACACAAUACACAUGCAGACAUUUCUGCUCUCUCCAUGCAUGUGCCAAUGUUUCCAAGGGCUAUGCAUUGCCUUAAGGUUGAGUCUGUCUCUCCACCUUGAGGAGGCGGGGGAAUAAAGUUAAAUACUCUUUAUGUUCUCCAUCAGCUGUCUUCAGUGUUAGCACAGCCUCCCCAUUUCUGUUCCUGCUUUUCCCCCUCACAGUUUUAGUUUCUAUCUCCUAUAUACUGACACAACAUAUACUCUUUAUACCUGUGGAUAAUCGCCCCACACCGUCAGCUCACCCAGACACCUCAACUCUUCACCAGUUUGCCGGUGCUUUGGAGAGCAUGCAGCACUGUCUGUCACUUUUUAUUGUGGACUUUACAAAAGGAAAGUCAACAGCAGCUAUUCUCUCCCUCUUUACUGAGAGCUUUUCUGUGUUGUUCUGUGAGCGCGCUCAUGUGUGAAAUCUUGCCUCCUGUCUUCCAUCACUAGAACCACUUCAAACUCCCCGAGACGCUUUUCUGCCGGUUGCUAUGGACGAUCUUAAAAAAACUGCAUGGCUUAAAAACUAAACUCUUUGCCUGUGAUGCACAUCUUUCCGGUCGUAGCUUAGCAGCCGGUGCUUUUGACAGUGCUAUCCUCGCUGUUUGAUCCCCCUCCAUGUGUACACCUCCCCAGUUCAGCGGAGUGCAAAGAUUCACCCUGACAUAAUCAAGUGCUUUAUGGGACCAAAGAUGAGCCUCCGCUCUCUUAGUCCCUUUUGGACCGCCCUGGCCUGGCCUGGCCUGGCCUGGCCCAAGCCUAGCUACAAACCACCACCCCCUGUGCCACAUCAUCUCUUAACGGCAACACCACUGCCUGACGCUUCCUCUGACUUGAGUCUUUUGGCCCGGGCCAUGGACUCAUGCCACGUGACCCUGAGAGAGAGGCAGCAGCUGUGCUGCUGCUGUUGGCACAGAACAGGCAUGAGUGUGUGUGUGUGUGUGUGUGUGUGUGUGUGUGUGUGUGUGUGUGUGUGUGUGUGUGUGUGUGACAGUGUGUGUGUCCUGCUAGUUCCAGUCUUGCGCUGCGUGCGAGUGUCUGGGAGUGCUUGAGGAUGAAUGAAUGUAUAUCUGUUAAUCCACCUGGAAAAGAAAAUGAUUUCUGAGGAGAGGUGUGAACCGAAAGGAAAAGAGCCCUUUAGCGGAACACACACCUUGCACUUUAUUUAAUUUUAAAAGGGAAAAAAAGACCCUUAAUGGAUGAGAGAAAGACGAGAGUGAGCAGAGAAACAAACUGUCAAACAACCUGUGCCAUCGCCUUGGUCCUGGAUUUGCCUCCACGGCAGGAAAACAACAUGAGACAAAGUGUUAAGUGAUUUCAGAAGGAUUACAGAUGGUUUUUGCAUAUUGAACCAACACUGGUACGAUGUUAUCUAUCUCUGAUGAACUUUGGCAUUUCUUGAUCAUGUGGCCAUCGAAUUGAUCUUUAGCACCUAGGCUUUUUGUGACAGAAGCCCAGACAGAAAAUCACUACAUGUGUUUUCAAAAGUGUAAUAUCAUUGCAGAGACUUUUCAUUCCAAGUUUUAUUGAGUUCUGGGUUUGUCUUUGUCUUUUUAUUUUUUUCAUAAUAAGAAUUAAAAAUGUAAGUCAUUUUCAAGACAUUUCCUUUGAAUGUAAGACAAACAGUUAGUGAACUAAUCUCUCAGUCAAACUAUCAAGUCCGUUUUCCAGAUUUUUUCAGCGCCUUUUUCCAUUACUUGAACUGUCACAUAUGGCAUUUAAUUGAUCACACACACCUUUGUGUACAGCAUCUUUAUAAAUGUGUCUUGCAUGGGUUAUUUUCCAAUAUGUUCAUGGCCUUGUAUUGUACUGUUCAAUUGUUACUGAUAUAUAUAUUUAUUCUUUCUAUCUAUCUCAAAAGUCUUGGAAAUGCUAGUUUUGAGCAGUCAGCAUGUCUACACUAAUGCACCUCAUGUCGGUCUGAUCAUAUCAACAGGUUUGAAACAGUUAUGUCUUGUAAUACAGUGAUGCAUUCAUAAUGCCUCUAGCAUCGUGAACAUUAGCAGCAGUUGUCGACUUCUAUUUAGGUGCUAUUUAUCUUCUCUGUGCUAUUUUUUAUAUUGUUUGGGAAAGAAAGCAAGUGUUUGGUAACAGGUCUGAAUUUGGAGAAUGAGAGCUUGCAGACAGACAGUGUUAGAAACUGUAGCGCCAAGCAGUGUCAGGUUAGACAUGUGAGCCUGUGCCUGGAUGGCUGCUGGUUUUUAUUUACAGACCAGGUGGGUAAUGAAAGAAGCCCUUCUCCCACCCUCACUAAGUACCGCUGAAGUGUCCUUGUGCAAGGCACUGAACUCCUAACUGCACCAGUGGAGCCUCGUAGUGGCCAGCUAUUGUACAGCUUCCAUGUGUGACUGACUGUACAUAUUUCUGUGUGAUUAUAACCCCCCUCCCAGGUCAAUACUGUGAAUAUGUUCAACUUCAGCUUGAAACGAGGGUGGAAUGAAGGGUUAAUGUGAGAGAUUAUUGGUGCCAAAGGAGUGUAUUGCACAAAAUGAGUACACAGACCAGGGGGUGGAACUAGCUCCUGUUUGUUCUUCUCACGUUUUACUGUUACUUUUGAGUCACAGAAUGAAUAUCCUGCAAUCUCUGAAAAUCCAAGAUGUAAUUCAACAAAACUUUCUACUGAUCUGAAGAAGUUUCCAAAAUCCUCAAAGCCCCUUCUUAACAUCUGGAUACAAAAUAUUUUGCUCCUGUCAUGUUUGGUAACACCACAUCUCUCGUUAUACCUUUCGUUUGCUUGUUGUGAGCAACUCGAGCUUUCUAGAUAAUUCCCUAGGGUAUUUUCAUCUAAUUUGCAGCCUCUCCUAGGCCCCUUUUACACUGCCUCUUCAAGGUGAGAAUCUCACGCUGUUAUUCUGCCUCCCCAUACUGUGUAAAAAGUACAGUUGUGGAAUGGGGGGGACAGAGUUGUCUUUCCCUUAAGCCGGCAUCAGAGGUAAUAACAGCACCGAAAUGAUGUCGGUAUAAGCAGGACAGCUGGCAAGGUAGCAAAGUAGCUGCUAGCAGUUAGCAGCUAACUUGAAGAACAGCAGCCAAAAAUGUCCACAAACUGGGAAAAUAAUGAGGUCCGGGAGCUCCUUACCCAGUCAAUCUUACGCGUAUAUAUGUCACACUAAAGGCUGACGCUGUUGUGUUACAUGUCACGCCUGUCACGCCUUUUUUGAUUCUGUGAUGCUGGCAUGCUGCCUAAAGUCACACAUUGGAGCUCCAUGAUGCCGUCAUUGUUCAGUUCUGUGUAAAAAUGCAAAGGUGGCGUAAAGAAUGGACUUCGUAGCGGCUCUAUAGCACAAUCUCUGUGUUAAAAGGACUCAAGCCUGACAUUGCCAGACGAAACACAAAUUAGUCUGAAACGUCUUAAGGUGUUUAGUAUCUUAAUGUAUUCUUAAGGUGUGUAAUCAACUGGCAAAGACCAAAAUGCCUUUAAACACAAUUGAAUAGACCUACAGCCAACUAGAGCAACAAAAAAUAAAGGGAACGUGUAGGAACUUUCCAGCUCUUGAUAUUAUGUUACAAGCUGACACCACCCGGCGGCCAACCGGCGACUAUCAUAUCGCCACAAAAGGUGCCUUUGUGCGUUGGUGUCUGACACUGAAAUCACUUACAAUGUAUUUGAUGAGUUGGGAAUUAGAAUGGGCCUGAUGGUGAGAAGUGUCUUGGAGGAUUCUGAAAAUCCCUUUUAAAAAAUAGUACAAUUUUUCAAACAACCUUCUUGAUUUUUCAGAGAUCAUUUUCCAGAAAUUUUCACUUAGCUCUGUGAUUUAAAUUCAAAAGUAAUACUACAGAGGCACAAACAGGCAUCAGCUAAAGACUAACAGACACACUUCAACCCUAAUUUGUCUUAAAUUACACACAACAAUCACUAAACCAUGUCGGGUUAAUAUGAACUGUUAUAUCAUAAUCUGUUUUGUUGAUUGGACGGACGCUGAUUUUAUAUUCCAGAGUUUCACUUCUGAUGCCAGUACCAUAUUUUACAUUGAGAUUUCACAUCAGGUUUUACAGCAACAACCAGUUGUGUUAUUUCUUAGAUGUUUUUUUUAUGAGUAUGGAUGUGGCACAGAAAUAUAACAGCUAACACACAACCUGACAGCUUUGAUAUAUGGGAGUAUUUGGGGAUUCAGAGUCACUGUGUCGCUCACAAUCCCACAGUAAUAGUACGAGCAAGGAGCCGAAAUGUGGGAACGAACAGUGUGUUAAGCUCAAUGUGAAAUCUUAUCAAACACAUGUGCCACAGCAGUGCCAAAAAGACAAAGGGCCUAUUGAAAAGGGAUGCUUUUGUAAAGAUGUGACUGUUUGAAAAAUGUAAGACAGUUGAAGUUAUUGUCUGUUUGUUUUUAUUGUUGUUCUCCACGUCAUGUCUUCUUUUGUUUUGAAGGGAUUCUCAUUACAUUGCUAUUGUUACUCAUUUGUAAUUGUUGCACAUUGUGAUUCUCUGCCAAAAGUGUUACGGCUUUCACUGUUAACCACUACACACACACACACACACACACACACACACACACACACACACACACACACACACACACACAGUAUACACACAAACACUCCAGCUACUAGACUAACCAGACUUGGUUGGAGUGUACGGACCUUGACUGGUUUUUUGACAGUUGCUACGAAGCUUGUCGGUUUUCUGUACAUAUUUUCCGCACGGCCAUGCCAAAGCAGGUUUUAAGAACACGAAACCCUUCAAAUGAACUGCUCACAAUGGUGGUGACUUUUGUACGAAUCCAGAAAAAGAAAAAAAUGCCAGUGCAUGUAGCAAAAUCGCUUCAAAUCUGCUCGCUCCAUUACGAAUUACAGAAUAUAUAUUUUUGUUUUUCUUGGAGUGUUGUAAAACAUAAUCCGCUGUUGCUACUUUGAUAAACAUACUGUGUGAAGUAGAAGGCUUAUGUUGCACACUUGCAUGCAUUGAAACAGUAUCCAGUUUUAUAACAUUUUGUAUUCAGUAACCUGCAGUAUACAGUAUGUAUAUAAAAGUAGCAGCAACUUAUCAGUUGUUAUUAUUAUGGGAUCCAUGUUUUGAUGGAUGUUAUACAGUAUAUUCUAGACAUUCAUUUAUAAAGAGGAAGUUGUCCUUUCCCACUUCCUCUAGUGAUCAGCAAGAAUACUUAGAGGAAUCAACUGCAUUAUUUAUUGAUGGCCCCAUGAUACCUUGCAUUAAUUAUGGGUGUGAAUUCUGGUUCUUCCUUUCACUACACUGGCAUCUGCAAAAGUUAGCGGUAUGCUACAGGUGUCUUUAAUUUUCUUGGAGAUUUAGGAGCAGUGACUGAUGUGGGAACACAGCCUGUCAAGCCUAAAAGGUGAAGACAUUUUGGUAAAUUCAUUAAUUUGUUUUCUUGCCGAGAGCUAGAUUAGAAGAUUGAUCCCACUCUCGUUUCUGCAGCAGCUAUGAAGCCACCACCAGCAGAUGCUUAGCUUAGCGUACAGACUGGAAAAUGAGGGAAAAAACAAGCCCCCUUUAUCUAGAGAUGACCUACCAGCACCUCUGAAGGUCAGAGAACUAGCAGCAACAAAAGCUGAUUGUUGUGUCGCCUCACAUUGCCUGUCUCAGCCAAAAAGUUGCACACAAACACACAUCAGAGACUACUGCUGAUGACCAACCAGCAUGUACGUUCUGCGCCUGCGUGAGAGGAAAUAACUCCACACCAGCAGACAGUCUGUAUUCGUCAUUCAAAAAGGGAAGCUGCAAGACCGUCUUGACGCUGGUCAGCCAGUUAGCACAUUAACAACACAAUCCGAUGCUGAAAUAACUGAGCAUAUUUACUGUGUGCCAGUGAACAAAAAAAAAAAAAAAUGAUGCCAAUGAACAUCACAAAAUGUUUUUUCUUAAUAGCUCAGUGGCUAAAGAAAAAUACUCUUACCUCAUGUAACAAGUUGGAGUUGGUCUCACUCCCUCUUGACUUUAGCUCUUUGUUUACUUUCCUCACUUUUGUUUCUCUUUUUGUGCGCUGAGCUGAACUGCCAGUCAGAGUGAUUUCAUUCAUCGGCAGGCUCCCUUGUCUCUACGUCUAUUUUACAUGCUGAAUUGGCCAAAAAAAUGCUAACAGGAGCCGACGAGGGGCAACAGUGCAUGACACACUGCACCGACUAGGGCAACAGACACUCACCAACAGCCCAACAUCAACCAAUGGCUGACUGUCAGCUUGGUGUCUCAGGGCCUUAAAGUUUAGUAAUGAACAAGUUUUACCACUUAAAAAAAAAUCAGUUUGACAGUGUAAUCCACAAUUUUGCAGCUGCUGUCUAUUUUCAUUGUGCAUUGUGCAACGCCCUGUGUGAUGACAUCCUUGAUUUCAAUGGUUCUGCACAAAACUGGUGGAAAUGCAGGCUGGUUUGCUAGCUAGCACUAAGGUUCAAAGAAUCCUGAACAGAACCGGUUCAAGAACCAGAGCAAAUCUGGUGAAAAAAUUGGGUAAAAGUGAGUUGCUACCAUAUGUGAUGUGGAACUUUAAAGCUCAACUUUCCACACUGUUUUUGAUUUGAAGUAGGCAAGGUAACUUAUUACUGUCCCGACAAGCCUCAAAGCUUCAACAAAGUUGCUAAAUAUGCUACUGGAAGUUGUCGGCAACCACUUUUUAGGUACCCCUCCCACCUGUCACUAGUUGGAGGCUGAGGUAUGGUCACAUCUUAGUUGAGGUGUGAAAGUUGCUCCACUUUUACACCUUUCAGAAAAGGGAACACACCUGGAGCAUGGCACUCACAAGGUAUCAUGGGACCAGGAAUAAGGUAGAUGGACUAAAACUGAAAACGGGGGAUUCAGAGCGCAGAAAAGUGAUUUAUUUUUGUGUUUAUUUAAGAAACUUUUUUCCCGUUUGUCACUUGUAGACAGAACAAUGACUUGAUGGCAGUCGAGUUCUCCUUGCCUGCUGAUCUUAUAGCCUCGUUAACUUGGAUACUGCUGCAUGUGUCUAAUGUUACUAGACAUUGGUUCCAGACAGAUUACACCAGGUACUGUAUUGAAUUUGACAAUGUUGUACCAAGUCACCGGAUUCCUUCCGCAUCCUCGUCAUCGACAUUUUUAUCUGAGAUCGAGUCUUGUCCACUCAAAAGAAUGAGCUUGUGAUUCUUCUUGUAUUUUUCUGCUGAUGUUUAUUAACUGGAAACUGGAAUACCUACUGCAUGGUGACACUUCUAGAAGAUGCUACGGUCUUUAUAACAAGUAUCUUUUAUCAGUAUUUUAUAACCUUGUUAAUUUUAUAUAUCCACUUUACCUUGCGUUCCAAUCUGGUAUGUUUACUGAUAGCUAGGUUUCAGAGAGCUGUGCUGUAUGUUCUGUACUGUGUGCUUGUCUGUGUGUUCUUUUCAGCGUGAGCUUUCCUUUUUUCUUUUUUUAAUGCGUGUUCGUUGAAUUUGGUUCUCGGUUACACUGUGGUUAUUUUAUAGCUACAAUAUGAAAUUAUUAUUUUUUCUUUUGUAUUUAAUGUCAACUUGUGGCAUGACUUUGAAAUAAAACAGGAAAACAUUUUCUGGGUUUGUCAUCAUUAUUUUUUAUCUUUAUUAGACCAGGAAGUCUCUCGAGGUACAUUAUCUCUUUAUCUCUUUACAAGAGACACCUGACCAAAGUGGCAAUGUAAGGUAGGUAUCUGGGGCUUGAGAUACUUUUUUUCUUUGUUUAUGCACUGGUUAAUGUAACUUUUAAAACCAAACUCAUCCAAAAAAUUUUACCUGCACCAAAACAUUUCUACUGUACCAUUUGAUGUAUUUGUCCUUGCAUACAGAGCUGAGAGUGAUGUGCACAGCUCCAAUUUUAUGUGCAUCACCUACAGAUGCACGUGGUUGCG
This is a messenger RNA of Epinephelus moara (kelp grouper), 10457 nucleotides long. RefSeq names its product calpain 5b (gene capn5b). Gene Ontology annotation, biological process: proteolysis. NCBI's taxonomy places the organism in Eukaryota, Metazoa, Chordata, Actinopteri, Perciformes, Serranidae. The record is from RefSeq and is a predicted model, not a curated record. Gene Ontology annotation, molecular function: calcium-dependent cysteine-type endopeptidase activity. The coding region runs from base 170 to 2149 and encodes 659 amino acids. The transcript has 14 exons. Gene Ontology annotation, cellular component: cytoplasm.